Messenger RNA from Chara braunii, 4980 nucleotides. Lineage: Eukaryota; Viridiplantae; Streptophyta; Charophyceae; Charales; Characeae. The record is from the annotation of a GenBank genome assembly.
AGUGCAGGAGUAGCAAAGAACCUGUUUUCGCGCGGCUUGUGUCAGUGGAAGGUAGCGCCAGUGGGUGCACACAAGGAACGCUAUGUUUGGGCGAACAGAAGGAAGGCUCUGUUGUCGGUGAGCGAUAGCAUGCGCAGAACAAAGAGACAAGCAGAACGGGACACGGAAACCGUGUGCCCCGAUGUCUACGUCAUCCGUUCCCGCCGUCCGAGCCACUUGCGACACGUGGCACGACAUGAUGAUAAUGAUGACGACGGUGAUGAUCACGAUGAUGGUGACGAUUACGGUGGUGAUGUUGAUCUGGACGACGAUGUCGCUGAUGAUGACAACGAUGUUGAUGAUGAUGAUGUUGAUGAUGAUGUUGGUGAUGAUGAUGAUGGUGAUGAUGACGAUGAUGAUGAUGACGAUGAUGACGGCGAUGACGACGAUGUUGAUGAUGACGAUGACAACAAAGAUGACGAUGGUGGUGAUUUUGAUGACGGCGACGAUGUCGCUGAUGAUGAUGAUGUUGUUGAUGACGUUGAUGAUGUUGAUGAUGAUGUUGAUGAUGAUGACGAUGUUGAUGACAUUGAUGAUGUUGAUGAUGAUAUUGUUGAUGAUGAUGAUAAUGUUGAUGAAGAUGAUGAUGAUCACGAUGACAAUGAUGGUGAUGAUGAUGACGAUGAUGAUGGUGGCGACGAUGAUGGUGAUGAUGGAGGCGAUGAUGACGAUGAUGAUGACAAGCAAGAAUCAUGGGGCCGCUCGCGAGGAAAGAAUGAGCGGGAAUCAGAAGCCUCAGAAGGGGACACAGAAACCAUGUGGCCCAAUGUCACCGACAUUCUUGCCCUCCGUUGCGUGAUGGAGGGGACCUUCUCGACACCACGGGUCUUCGAGUCGAUCUUCUCGACACCACAGGAAAUGAGUGCCGAGACGCACAUUCGCUUAGCAGAACCUUUUCGUCCUUGUGCGAAAUCCGUGCGGCAUUUCAAUGGUGUGACAAUGAUCCACAGAGCGACCGCAGAGGACUUCGACGAGGACCCAUGGAUGACCGUCGUCCCGUGCAUGGACGCGCAUCUUGACGACUGGGGCGAGGGCGAUUGGGACAAUAUGGAGAACAAUAUGUCUUCGUCCAAGGGCGAAGGGGAGCCUGCAGCGACCUCCGGGAUGGGAUCUGGGAAAGAUUCUACAAAACGGUCGUCUACGACCUCGAGGACGUGGUCCGACCACGCUAGGUCGAAAUGGUUCGUCGACUGGUGCUGUAGGGAUGCAUCAAACCCAGUGCAACAGCCGUGUGGUCCUGUGAUCUUCGUCGAAGCCAACAAGCGGCGUAGGGUGCUGGGGGCUGUCUUGCGGUGGGAGAAUGCGAAAGGCAAUCGUCGACGGUUCUACAUGAAAAAUGUCUACGGUGCGAAGGGGAAUAUUGUCGCCGGUGCCAAGGGGGCGAUUCUGGACAUGUGUCUGUUCGAGGGUUUCGGAGCGGGUGUUGCGAACACCCCGUUCUGCAACAACCUCCGGCGGCACGGCGGGUUUGUUUUGGGUCGGGAGUUGUUUGACUUGUUGGAGGGCAAGGACAUCGCCCUCGACAUCCCUUGCGAAGUCAGCCCCGACUUGGAACUGUCAAUGCCUUUGCAGCCGUGCGGCGGUUGUGAGUCGAGCGGGGCAGCGAGGGAGGGGGGGGAUCUGGGUUCCGGGGAGGCUACACAUGUGCAGCGGGAGGAUGCCAGAGGUCAGUUUGACGACAACGAAGAUGAGGCGACACCACGUCCGCCGUUUUUGCCGUCGAGGGAAAGAGACAUGUCCGUGCUGUCCAUACCCGGGGUCCGGCAACAGACCGCAGCGGAUCCCGGAGAAGAGGGAUUCCUGUGUGGGUCUGACUUGGAGCCCGCCGAGGGCCAUGGCGCGGAAGGCGAGGCCGUGGGCGGGGAGGGAGCGCAGGGCACUCCCCAAAAAAGGAGGGGAGAAUGUCAAGAAGAGUUGGUGGGCUCUUCGAAGAAACAGAAGACCAAGACCCCGAGGACUGCGGGAGAGAAAUGGAAGGGGAGGGGGGUGGAAGAGGGCCACCCGGGUAGCAAACGUCCAGCUUCGAAACAUAAACAACCUGAGUCGGGACCUUCUACACCAUGGCCUGCCAUCGACGUGGACGCCGGGUACUUCCUGGAGUACAGGACAAGGCGGGAGUUUGAGAUCAGCCCGGCUCAGAUCGUCGACAUAAGGGAGUGGGAGGAUCUUUACAACCAGUGGUCGCUAGAUCCGGUCCUCGUGGAAACGAUAAGGGAAGCAAUGUGGUCUGCGUUCGAAAAUAAAGAACAGACGUACGAGUUGCCGGUCUUCAAGCUCGCACCACUGAGGCUUCAAAAACCAACUCAUGGGAUCAAGGCACAACGUCAAAAGCCGGAGGAGUGGAAGGAUGAGCUGGCGGGAGAAUACUACUACUACUCGGUGUGCGCGCAGCACAACGCAGCUGCAGCUUGGUCGCUGCUCGGCAGCGAGGUGGCCAAGAAACUGAAGAGCCGGGAAGUCGCACUUGCCGAAGGCGUCAUUCACAUUAAAUGGAAAGACACGGGGGACGUGACAUCCAUCGCGCCGUUCGCCAACGACCCUUUAGAGGCGGACAUCAGGGGCGCAAAGCUGAAGGAGGCAGUGACUGCCACAAAGAGCCACACGUUCGUCCUCGAUCUGUGCGAGCUGGUUGACCUUAAACUGUGGAAGCCCCAAGCGUGGGAGACUUUGAAUUCCUAUCUUCAGACGUGGUGUCCCUCGCAUUGGACUCUCGUUGUUUUCGUGCCGCGGCAGCACAACCUGUCAUUUCUCGCCAGCAUGCACCAUCUUUCUUUCGUCAAGCUGUUGGAAGGGAAGUGGGUGCGGAGAGUGCAGCAAAAAAAAAGCUUCCCCGUUGGGAACAAUUUGUACACGGAGGAAGACUGCAUGUAUAUCCUCUUCAAGGAAGACGAUCUGCGCGUCAACACGUCCGUGGUCUACGAGGGAAACCUGCCCAGGGGUGCCGCUGUUGCGGUGCGAUUGCCUCAGAGGGUCACCCAGACGGAUGUGUCCAAGAUUCCUUUCACGCCUUGCGACUGGUCGCUGGUGGCGCCUGAACGACAGGGCAACGUCUACGGGGAUAUGGAACGCAAUCCGACACAAUUCGUCGGUCUUCUUGAUUUUCUUGGCAAGAAGGGGGAGGUUGUCGUGUUUCUUGAGAAACCGCACGCGCAAAGCGUCUGGGAGCUUCUGAAGGCCGGCCGGCACGUUGUCGCAAUGGAAGGGAACUCCGACCUCUUGCAAUUCACGAUGCAGGUGGUGAAAAGCGAGGUCAAUUCGGGUGGGCACAAUUGUGAGUUCAUAGUCGUGAGGCCAACACGGGAUAAGGUGUGGAGCAACAAGACGGAUAUGUGUUUCAAGUUGAGCGAGAGGAAGAGGAACAAGAUAUACGAUUUCUUGUUCCUUCAAACGCGUCCGAGGAGGGACACUGACGGUGAGUACAUCAGCCGGAAGGAACACGUGUUGGCACUGCUCGACAACUACCACUUCGCCUCCCGCAUGAACGCGAAGACGUUUAUCGAAAGACUGCAGUCGCUGUACUUCGUGGAGUCCGAGGAGCAGUUGAAGUUAGCCUGUUACACUUCCCUGAUCUCCACUGACGACGAGGAAGCCAUAGGUGUAGAGUUUGUCGCCAACACAAAGGAGGAGGAGAGCGACACGGAGAGCAUCGACCUGCAGUACGACCCGCCUCCGGCGGACCACGGCCGAGGGUCCUCGUCGACCGGUCCAUCACCAAGCGCUGCAGCCCUCGUGUCACCCUUGGCCAAACCGGCGCCGGGCACCACGCCGAUGUAGGGAGGCAGCGCCGGGGUGGCGGGUUUCGCCGUCGAUCGGACUCCGUCGACAGGCACCCGACCCGAGCAUACGACACACUCCGCCGACCCCCCGACUUUGUCCGUGGGCUCAGCGAGGGACACGUUGGCAGCCUUGGUUGCUUUAGGCAGUCGCUCGGCCGAAAAGCCGGAGUCCGCCGGGAUCCGAACUACGUCGGGUGAGGAGCCGCCAGAGCGGUCCGGAAUGCGAAGCUGCUCGGGGUCGGGGGAUCCAAGCAAGGAUCGAGAAAUUCGCAGCAUUGCGGUGCGGGACGGAGACGUUGGAAAGGUGUCGCCUGAGCGGGAGCGACGGCUGCAAGGAUUGCAGUGGGAGGCUGCAAGUGCAGGGUCCGGCGACACGGAGACCACGAAGUCUGCCGAGAUCCGAACUUCUUCGGGCGGGGUUUGUCGGCCAGGGAUUGUCGUGCCGUUGAGAGGGGCAGCGUGCACGGGGACGGAAGGGCGGUCCUCGAGAUUCAGCACGGGUACCACGGAAGGGGACGAGUUUCGUGGGAGGGAAGUAGGGGAGAAAAUGGAGGAACAGAAGGGAGCGGAGGGUGUCGGGUCUGGAGAAAACGAAGUGGAACACAGUGAGGACGAUGCCGGAUCUGGAGAGUCGUCUGACGAGUUCGGACAACUGUACGGAGAGCAUCACGAGGAUGAUGUCGACGACGAUGCCACGACAAUAGAGAUGGAGACACAAGUGAUCAGCAGCCUUUUCGCAGAGCCUGAAGAUUAUGCGGUCCGGCCACUGACGUCUGCUGUCGACUUGCAACAGCGGUUCGACGAGGCUUCCGUCGCUAUCAGCCCAUCUGAAAAAAGUCGACGUAUAACCAUCGACGAAGUUAUCGACGGUAUCCUAGGCGACCACAACGUGUCUGCCCGUCCGUCCGCAACUGCCAACAUCGCAUCUCCCGUGGCAGCUGCACUCGUUUCAUCGCCGCCGAAGUCUCUGGUGCUGCCGGCCACCCUUGCCGCCGAAGGGGAAGGCGAGUUCGGUGGAGGACAACAUGUGACGUCCCAAAAAAAAUCGAGGUUCGGCGGUCAAGCUCUCGACGUGCUCGCUUUGCCUGCGCCAAAUUCACCAUCGAAGGAGCGGAGAGAGAAACAGACUGGUAAGCCGUGAAGAACGCCUGCGCAUCCGGAUGUC